Molecule: messenger RNA, 1805 nt
Organism: Melanotaenia boesemani (Boeseman's rainbowfish)
Lineage: Eukaryota; Metazoa; Chordata; Actinopteri; Atheriniformes; Melanotaeniidae
Gene: pdcd2l
Product: programmed cell death 2-like
Exons: 2
Coding region: 128-1213 (361 amino acids)
Cellular component (GO): cytoplasm
Source: RefSeq, a predicted model, not a curated record
CCGUGUUUUUGCUUCACACAUCUGGAUGUGUGGAACUUUCUUGUGGAGCUAAAUUAAUCUGCGGGAAAUGUUUCUGUGAGGGACCUGAGACGCCGGGUUCCACUUCCGGUCGUUGUUUGUAUCAGAGAUGGCGUCUACAGCUCAUGAGUUAACACUGAUCGGUCUGUGUGAUGGAGAGCUGGACUUUAAAAGACACCAGUCCUCAUUUCUUACAAACAAAGUCGGGGGUCAACCGGACUGGCUUCCAGUCAUCUCCCGCCACUUUCCCCGCUGCAGACGCUGCGGCGCCACGUUAGCUCACGUGGUGCAGGUGUAUUGCCCCCUGGAAGGGUCUCCUUUCCACAGAAACCUCCACCUGUUCGCGUGCUUGCGCGCUGAGUGCAGCGGACAGUCAGAGUGUUGGACGAUUCUACGCUCCCAGAGUGCGGACGUGGAGGUGGCUGCAGCGCAGACACGCACGCGGCGUACACCGCCUCAGGAAGCAGCUCCGUCCACCACCGACUGGUGUGACGGCGCGGAUGACUGGGGCAUGGAGGGGGAGGAGAGUGGAGAUGCACGGGGAGGCCUUGAGCAAACAUCUAAAGUUCUUCACGCAGAAAAGAAUCCUCAGAUGAGUGUGACGGACAUCAGCAGUCAAUUUCAGGUCCUCAGUCUGGCCCAGCUGAAGGACAUCCCUGUCUUCCGUCCAUUCUUCAUCAGUGUAGUGGAAGAGUCUGAUCUGCGUGGAGAAGACGGUUAUUUGGAGCAUGCUCAGGAGCUGCUGAGAGACUACGAGAAAAGAGAGGGCGUAGCAGUGGGUCAGCUGGAAGAGAGCAGAGCUGGUGGUGGGGAGGAGAAGUACGAGAAGACCAGACCCAAACAUGGAGAUGCUGCCUUCUGCAGGUUCAUGAAGACCAUCUCGUUGUGUCCAGAGCAGAUCCUGCGCUACUGCCGUGGUGGGAAACCUCUCUUUAUCUCCAAGCCGCCAUCCAACAUGGCAGAGCUGGUUUCGGCGUGCAGCUCCUGUGGAGGGCCGAGGACGUUUGAGCUGCAGCUGAUGCCUGCCCUGGUCAGCUUGCUGCAGGGGAAGGAUGGCGGCUCGGAGACAGAGCUCGAGUUUGGGACAGUGUUGGUUUAUACCUGCACAAAUAGCUGCUGGACAUCCGGAUCCAGCUUGGCUCUGGAGGAGUUUUGCUACGUUCAGACAGACCCGGACCAGCAGCUCUUUAAAUGACUAGACCGAUAAUAAACAGUCUGUCGUCAGUCAAAAUAAGAAAAAUCUGCUUCUCUGUUAAUCUCUCAUGCUUAACUAUGCACAUUUUGGUCUGUUUGGACCAUGUUUCCUCCUGACGCACUUUGGAAUUCAACUUUCAAUAUUUCAAAUAGGUUAACAGAAAAAUGUGAAAAAAAACUUGGAGUGACAUUAAGGAUUUCACCCUGUUUUUUUCCCAUAAAACCAAGUCUGAACAUGUCAGAGAUCAUGGUUGUUCUAGACCCUCAUCCAUCCCUCAUCAAAUGACUCCAGACUCUGAGCAUCACAUGUCAUUUUUACUUUAGCUUAACGUUACAUUUCAGUGUCUGACAGGUCACACCACAUCAGCUCGGUUUGGACAGCAGUAAUGUAGCUCAAAGGCAACAGAAGAAAAGUAAUUAGCUGACGGACUAGUUUUUACUGGACCCCAUCCAGAAUAUCAAAAAUAGAUCAAUUACUGGCCAAUAAAAGACAGGGUGCAUUUCUGUGCAACUUUAGCAUCUGUGAAGACAAACUGAUUGUUUUUAAGUCAGAUUACAGCCCUUCUGUCAUGUUUUACAUUUCCUCCAAUUUG